AUGGAUCCUUACGACGAUGGUUUUAUCGAGGAGCAGGAAGAGCAGGAGGAAGAGCGCACCGAGGAGAAGGUGAUCAAUGAAGAAUACAAAACAUGGAAGAAGAACGCACCAUUCCUUUAUGACAUGAUCCUCAGUACGGCAUUAGAAUGGCCGACUCUUACGACGCAAUGGCUUCCCGAUAAGCAAGAGGUCCCGGACAAACCGUAUUCGACUCAUCGCCUGCUUAUCGGCACACAUACUUCGAGUGAUGCGCAGAAUUAUUUGCAGAUUGCUCAUGUUCAACUCCCUAACCCUACUGCUCCGAACCCGGAUGAUUACGAUGAAGAACGGGGGGAGAUUGGCGGGUAUGGCGGCAGCUCUAAAAAGGCCCCUAUGGAGAUCAAGUUCAACAUUGUGCAGAAAAUUGAUCACAAGGGCGAGGUCAACAAGGCUCGGUACCAACCGCAGAAUCCUAAUGUGAUCGCUACCAUGUGCACGGAUGGAAGAGUGAUGAUCUGGGAUCGCUCAAAGCAUCCAAGCCUGCCUACAGGAACAGUCAACCCUCAAAUGGAGCUUCUUGGCCACACUAAGGAAGGUUUUGGUAUUAGCUGGAGCCCGCAUACUGCAGGUCAUCUCGUUACGGGUAGCGAGGACAAGACUGUCAGACUCUGGGACUUGACUACAUACACAAAAGGAAACAAGGCUCUCAGGCCGUCGCGAACCUACACUCACCAUUCUUCAAUCGUCAAUGAUGUUCAAUACCAUCCUCUUCAUUCUUCGCUCAUUGGAACGGUAUCUGAUGAUAUCUCCCUCCAAAUUCUGGAUAUUCGUGAACCGGAUACAACUCGUGCGGCUGCUUCCAGCGAAGGUCAGCACCGUGAUGCCAUCAACGCUAUUGCCUUUAACCCAGCUGCGGAGACUGUUCUGGCCACCGGGUCAGCGGACAAAUCGAUCGGCAUCUGGGAUCUCCGUAACUUGAAGGCUAGGUUACACGCGCUUGAGUGCCACAGUGACUCUGUUACUUCUCUCUCUUGGCAUCCGUUUGAAGAAUCUGUACUGGCUAGUGCAAGUUAUGAUCGUAAAAUCAUGUUCUGGGAUCUUAGCCGUGCUGGCGAGGAGCAAAGCCCAGAGGAUGCGCAGGAUGGACCGCCUGAGCUGUUGUUCAUGCACGGUGGUCACACCAACCGGAUCUCCGACUUCAACUGGAAUCUUAACGACCCAUGGGUUCUCUGCUCUGCUGCGGAGGACAACCUCCUACAAGUUUGGAAGGUCGCGGAUGCUAUUGUUGGCAAGGACUUGGAGGAUGUGCCGACGGAGGAGUUGGAGCCUUGA
Aspergillus wentii DTO 134E9 is the source of this 1311-nucleotide messenger RNA. Its product is annotated as WD repeat RBAP46/RBAP48/MSI1 family protein. Gene Ontology annotation, cellular component: cytoplasm; Rpd3L complex; nucleus. The transcript has 6 exons. Gene Ontology annotation, molecular function: histone binding. The record is from RefSeq and is a predicted model, not a curated record. Lineage: Eukaryota; Fungi; Ascomycota; Eurotiomycetes; Eurotiales; Aspergillaceae. The coding region runs from base 1 to 1311 and encodes 436 amino acids. Gene Ontology annotation, biological process: regulation of gene expression.